Messenger RNA from Olea europaea var. sylvestris, 1504 nucleotides. RefSeq lists its product as uncharacterized. Bases 1 to 891 code for a protein of 296 amino acids. The record is from RefSeq and is a predicted model, not a curated record. NCBI's taxonomy places the organism in Eukaryota, Viridiplantae, Streptophyta, Magnoliopsida, Lamiales, Oleaceae. Gene Ontology annotation, biological process: regulation of DNA-templated transcription; chloroplast organization. Gene Ontology annotation, cellular component: chloroplast. The transcript has 5 exons. Gene Ontology annotation, molecular function: double-stranded DNA binding.
AUGUCUAGAUGGCCAACUGUCAGUGAAUUUGAUUUUUUCUUUUCAAAUUGUCGAGAGAGAGAGGAAGAUGGAGGGGAAAUAGAUUUAGCAAUUUGUUUACCAGGAUAUACAAAAGCAUUAGCAAAAGACACUCCAUUCUGGAGAUCAAUUAACAGAGCAGUUGANUUGUUUGGCUCAAAGGAGAUCCUGCUUAAGGCUAUUGUGCGCAAUCCUUCUUUACUUACCUAUGACUUCCACAAUAAAAUUAAUCCCAUCAUUGCCAUAUAUGAGAAACUCGGUGUUAGCAGAAGGGACUUGAUUUCUAUGCUUCUAUCUCGUCCCACCUUAAUUCCACGAACUACGCUAGACAGUGAGAAGUUGGAUUACAUUUCUAGAACUGGCGUCUCACAGGAAUCCAGGAUUUACAAACAUGUGGUUACUCUUCUCGCCAUAUCACGCAUUGAGACCAUUCGUGAAAAGGUGAUGAAUUUAGAGAAAUAUGGGUUUUCAGAGGACGAGGUUUUCAAGCUUUUCGGACGGUCUCCACUCGUGUUGACACUCUCAAUCGAUAAAGUUCAGAGAAACAUGACUUACGUAGUGGGCACAAUGAAGCUACCAGCUAAUGUGGUACUUCUUAACCCAUUUCUGCUCUUCUUCAACUUGGAAGCCAUCAUAAAGCCACGAUUUCUUCUAGCAGGAAAAAUAGAGGGUAUGGGUAUUGUCCCUCAAAUUAAAGGACCUGCAAUGCUUAGAGCAUUGAGGAUGUCUGAGAAGCGGUUCAUCGCUGCAUUCAUUACUUGUCAUUCAGAGGAUGUGGGCAACGAAUUAAUCACUUUCUAUAAAAAUGCUAAAUGUGUCAAACGAUUAGCAGAGUCUUCGAAGAAGAACCUGAGUAAAGGGUUUCCUUUCUGAACAGUUUUGGAGUGAAUAUGUAUCUUUACAUAGUUAAAAUUAUUAUCUCAGGAAGAGGAGAAUUUUACCUGUGGUGGUGUUGAUUCAUUAAUUACCUUGUUGUCUGAGAUGCCCAUAACAGCAAAGCAGUUUACUACAAUUUGAGUUUGUUGGUGAUUCUUUAUCUUACAAUUAUAAGAAUGUACUAACCUGGACAAGGUUAGUAUUUGUUUCCGGUACAGGAUAAGUGAUAGGGUCUUUUCUGAUACGGUGAGAUCGUUUUCUCACUCUCUGGUUUAGUGAAAUUUGCAGUCUUGCAGAAAGUUUAUAUUCCUUGUGUAUCAAAUUACGAAAAUUGAAUGAAUUGGGAGUAGGAGGCUUAGUGGUAGGGGAUCAAUCAGAUGUGUAUGUAGAGUUUGUUUUCUUAUUUCUUUAAUGGCGAUCAAUGUCCUCUUUCAUAAUAUGUUUGAAUGGGGAUUUUAUGAUAUAAGUAGAGUAACCAAUAGAGUCAGAACACAAUUAGCAUUAGGUGAAUAUAUUAGCAACUUUGACUGCACUCAAGGUUGAUUAUUAUCGGGAUAUACUUUUACUAGCUUUCAAUGUGCAAAAUUGCAAUGAAAUUUCAUUACCUUGA